CCCUAGGAGCGCUCCGCGUGCGUGCGUGUAUGCGUAUGCGUGUGCGCGCGCUCCGGGAAGGGACCUUGGAGCAAGGGGCGGGGUGCGGCGGAGAGGAGGGGCUACUUUCGCCGCCCCUCUCCUCGGAGCCCCGAGCUGGCCCUGCCGACUCUUCCCUUGCCCUUCCCGGCCUCCCUUAGUGUCCUCUGCGCCCCUCCCCCUCCCUCCGUUCUCCGCAUCCGCCCCCCCCACCCCAGCCCCCGAAGCCCCGCCUACCCCUGCUUCCAUCCCUCGCUGUGCCGGCGGCUGCACGUAUUCCUGGCUCCCCGGACAACUUACUCAUUUUUGAAGUAGUUCUCUUCAAAUCAUUUGGAAGCCAAAAUGGGUGUCAGUAAACAAGUUCGUAUUUUACUUUUAAACGACAUGGAGAAACUAGAAAAGACUCUCUUCAGGCUAGAACAAGGUUUUGAACUACAGUUCCGAUUAGGUCCAACUUUGCAAGGGAAAACAGUUACUGUCUACACAAAUUAUCCUUCUCCUGGAGAAGAAUUUAAUAGACAAAAAUUCCGUCCCCUUGUUUGGGAAAAUCCAACAGAAAGGGAAGAUGACUCUGACAAAUAUUGUAAACUUAAUCUUCAAAAAGCUGGAUCAUUUCAAUACUAUUUCAAUCAGGGAAAUGAGAAGAGUGGUGGAGGUUACAUAGUUGUGGACCCUGUUUUACAUAUUGGAACCGAUAAUCAAGUAUUACAUUUGGACUGUGUUACUUUACAGACAUUUCUAGCCAAAUGUUUAGGACCUUUUGAUGAAUGGGAAAGUAGACUUAGAGUUGCAAAAGAAUCAGGUUACAACAUGAUUCAUUUUACCCCACUUCAGACAUUGGGGCUAUCUAGGUCAUGUUAUUCAUUGGCAAAUCAGUUGGAACUGAAUCCUGACUUUUCUACACCUAAUAAGCAGUAUACUUGGAAUGAUGUUGGACAGCUAGUAGAAAAAAUGAAAAAGGAAUGGAACGUUCUUUGUAUAACUGAUGUUGUCUACAAUCAUACUGCUGCUAACAGUAAAUGGCUCCAGGAACAUCCAGAAUGUGCAUAUAAUCUGGUGAAUUCUCCACACUUGAAGCCAGCUUGGAUCCUGGACAGGGCACUUUGGCACUUAGCCUGUGAUGUUUCAGAAGGAAAAUACAAAGAAAAAGGACUACCUGCUUUGAUUGAAAAUGACCAGCAGAUGAAUUGUAUUCGAAAAAUAGUUUGGGAGGAUAUUUACCCAAAAAUUCAACUUUGGGAAUUUUUUCAAGUGGAUGUUAACAAAGCAGUACAACAAUUUAGAGCCCUUCUUACACAAGAAAACAGGAAAACAAUAACAAAAUCUGACCCAAAGCAGCUUCUUAAAAUUAUUCAGGACCCAGAAUACAAACGACUUGGUUGUACUGUAGAUAUGAAUAUUGCUUUGGCUACUUUCAUACCACAUAACAGUGGACCAGCUGCAAUUGACGAGUGCUGCAACUGGUUCCGUAAAAGAAUUGAGGAAUUAAAUGCAGAGAAACUUCGUCAAAUAAACUAUCAUCAAGAACAGGCAGUUAAUUGUAUUUUGGGAAAUGUGUUUUAUGAACGACUGGCUGGCCAUGGUCCUAAACUAGGUCCUGUUACUAGAAAACAUCCUUUAGUUACCAGAUACUUUACCUUCCCAUUUGGAGAAAUGACACUUGCAGAAGAAGAAACAUUAAUUAAUCGGCCAGAUAAAAGUUGUUUCUUCAUGGCACAUAAUGGCUGGGUAAUGGGAGAUGAUCCUCUUCGAAACUUUGCUGAACCAGGUUCAGAAGUUUAUCUGAGGAGAGAGCUCAUUUGCUGGGGUGACAGUGUUAAGUUACGCUAUGGAAAUAAACCAGAAGACUGUCCAUACCUUUGGGCUCACAUGAAAAAAUAUACUGAAAUAACUGCUACCUAUUUCCAGGGAGUACGCCUUGAUAACUGCCACUCAACACCUCUCCACGUAGCUGAGUAUAUGCUUGAUGCUGCUAGGAAAUUACAGCCCAAUUUGUAUGUAGUGGCUGAGCUGUUCACAGGAAGUGAGGAGCUGGACAAUAUCUUUGUGACUAGACUGGGCAUUAGCUCCUUAAUAAGAGAGGCAAUGAGUGCUUAUAAUAGUCAUGAAGAGGGCAGACUAGUUUACCGAUAUGGAGGAGAACCUGUUGGAUCCUUUGUUCAGCCAUGUUUGAGACCUUUAAUGCCUGCUAUUGCACAUGCUCUGUUCAUGGAUAUUACACAUGAUAAUGAGUGCCCUAUUGUGCAUCGGUCAGAAUAUGAUGCUCUCCCAAGCUCCACAAUUGUUUCCAUGGCUUGUUGUGCUAGUGGAAGUACUAGAGGCUAUGAUGAAUUAGUACCUCAUCAGAUUUCUGUAGUGUCUGAAGAACGGUUUUAUACUAAGUGGAAUCCUGGUGCAUCUCCAUCAAAUGCAAGUGAAGUUAACCUACAAAGUGGAAUUAUUGCUGCAAGACGAGCCAUUAAUAAAUUACACCAAGAGCUUGGAGCUAAAGGUUUUAUUCAGGUGUAUGUUGAUCAAGUUGAUGAAGACAUAGUGGCAGUAACAAGACACUCUCCUAGUAUCCAUCAGUCUGUAGUGGCUGUGUCUCGAACUGCAUUCAGGAAUCCUAAGACAUCAUUUUAUAGCAAAGAAGUUCCCCAAAUGUGCAUCCCAGGAAAAAUUGAAGAAGUUGUUCUUGAGGCUAGAACUAUUGAAAGAAAUACAAGUCCAUAUAGAAAAGAUGAGAAUUCAAUCAAUGGGAUGCCAAAUAUCACUGUAGAGCUCAAAGAACAUAUCCAGCUUAAUGAAAGUAAAAUUGUGAAGCAAACUGGAGUUGCCAAAAAAGGUCCUAAUGAAUAUGUUCAAGAAAUAGAAUUUGAAAACUUGACUCCAGGAAGUGUUAUUAUAUUCAGAGUUAGUCUUGAUCCUCAUGCACAAGUGGCUGUUGGCAUUCUUCGAAAUCAUUUGACACAGUUUAAUCCCCAUUUUAAAACUGGAAGCCUUCCUGUUGACAAUGCAGAUCCUAUACUAAAAAUUCCCUUUGUUUCAAUAGCAUCCAAAUUAACUUUGGCGGAUCUAAACCAAAUACUCUACCGCUGUGAAUCAGAAGAACAAGAAGAUGGUGGAGGAUGCUAUAAUAUCCCAAAUUGGUCACCCCUUAAGUAUGGAGGACUUCAAGGUUUAAUGUCUGUGUUAGCAGAAAUAAGACCAAAGAAUGAUUUGGGUCAUCCUUUUUGUAAUAACUUAAGAUCUGGAGAUUGGAUGAUUGAUUAUGUUAGUAAUCGGCUAAUUUCACGCUCAGGAGCUAUUGCAGAAGUUGGUAAAUGGUUGCAAGCCAUGUUCUUCUACUUAAAACAGAUUCCACGUUAUCUUAUCCCAUGUUACUUUGAUGCUAUAUUAAUUGGUGCAUAUACUACUCUUCUGGAUGUUGCAUGGAAUCAGAUGUCGAGCUUUGUGCAGAAUGGUUCAACAUUUGUAAAACACCUUUCACUGGGCUCAGUUCAAAUGUGUGGAAUAGGAAAGUUCCCCUCUCUUCCCCUUCUUUCCCCCUCACUUCCUGAUGUUCCAUAUAGACUAAAUGAGGUAACCGGAGAGAAGGAGCAAUGCUGUGUUUCUUUAGCUGCUGGUUUACCUCAUUUUUCAUCUGGUCUUUUUCGCUGCUGGGGAAGAGAUACCUUUAUUGCUCUUAGAGGUAUACUACUGAUUACUGGACGCUAUUUGGAGGCCAGGAAUAUAAUUUUAGCAUUUGCUGGUACCCUGCGGCAUGGACUCAUUCCCAAUCUCCUUGGUGAGGGAACUUAUGCCAGAUUUAAUUGCCGAGAUGCAGUGUGGUGGUGGUUGCAAUGUAUUCAGGAUUACUGCAAAAUUGCUCCAAAUGGCACAGACAUUCUUAAGUGCCCAGUUUCCAGAAUGUAUCCUACCGAUGACUCUCCCCCUUUGCCGGCAGGCACAUUGGAUCAGCCAUUAUAUGAAGUAAUACAAGAAGCUAUGCAGCGUCACCUGCAGGGUAUACAAUUCCGAGAAAGAAAUGCUGGCCCACAGAUAGAUAGAAACAUGAAGGAUGAAGGAUUUAAUAUAACUGCAGGAGUAGAUGAUCAAACAGGUUUUGUUUUUGGAGGAAAUCGUUUUAAUUGUGGUACCUGGAUGGAUAAAAUGGGAGAAAGUGACAGAGCUCGAAACAGAGGAAUUCCAGCUACCCCAAGAGAUGGUUCUGCUGUGGAAAUUGUUGGACUGAGCAAAUCUGCUGUUCGUUGGUUGCUGGAAUUGUCAAAAAGGAAUUUGUUCCCUUAUCAUGCAGUUACAGUAAAAAGAAAUGGAAAAGAUGUAAAAAUCUCAUAUGAGGAGUGGAACAGGAAAAUACAAGACCACUUUGAAAAGAUGUUCCAUGUUUCAGAGGACCCAUCAGAUCCUAAUGAAAAGCGUCCUGAUUUAGUUCACAAACGUGGAAUAUACAAAGACAGUUAUGGAGCUUCAAGUCCUUGGUGUGACUACCAACUCAGGCCAAAUUUCACCAUAGCAAUGGUUGUUGCCCCUGAGCUCUUUACUCCAAAGAAGGCAUGGAAAGCCUUGGAAAUAGCAGAGAAAAAGUUACUUGGUACCUUGGGAAUGAAAACUUUGGAUCCUGAUGACAUGGUGUAUUGUGGAGUAUAUGAUAAUUCCCUAGACAAUGACAACUACAAUCUUGCUAAAGGUUUUAAUUAUCAUCAAGGACCUGAAUGGCUGUGGCCAGUCGGAUACUUUCUUCGUGCAAAAUUAUAUUUUUCUAAAUUAAUGGGCCAAGAAGCUUAUUCACAGACAGUGUUUUUGGUUAAAAAUGUUCUUUCCCGUCAUUACGUUCAUCUUGAGAGAUCCCCUUGGAAGGGCCUUCCUGAAUUGACAAAUGAGAAUGGACAAUACUGUUCUUUCAGCUGUGAAACACAGGCUUGGUCAAUUGCUGCUACUCUUGAGAUUCUUUUCGACUUAUAGAUCAUUUUUGAAAGCUUCAUAAAGUAUAUGCUCUGUUAUAUAACUACACAUAAUUUGCACACUCUUCGGUUCAUUUAAAAACAAAAAUAAAUCCCACUAGUGUGCCAUUUAAAUAAAGCUUUGAAUUCAGUUCAAGUUAAUCAACACUUAUAAAGCACCUAUUAUGGGAAAUGAACUGUGCUAAUGUUUAAUGAAAGCAUUAAUUUUGUAUAUGUAGAUGAGUUGAUUUAUAUUAGAAAAGAAAAGUCAUUAUUUCCCAUAAAGUAUUUAUUUUUACUUUAAAUUUAGAAAAUGUUCUUCAAUUUAAUGGAAUAUUAGAUGUUUAGAAAAAUAAUCAUGGUCUCAUUUCUUUGAUUUGUGCAUUUGCUAAAUUUUUAAAAAACUAGACAGAAGUACUUAAAACAAAUUAAAAAGGCAUCUUUUUUUAAUAGGAGUAUGUUUUUAUAUAGAAAUGCAUUCCAUAGGCUGUGGGCUCAUUAUUGCCCUUUCUGCAUUUUAUUUUCAAUAAAAAUAGAAAAUAUAAUUCCAUUUUAAAUAUUUAUGAAGUGGCUUCUAAAGGGCACUAUACUAAGCAUUGAGCUUUUUUUUCACUGAAAAAAAUAUUUUGCAUUUGAUGCAGCUCUAAUAAAAACUUUUUUUUCCCACUCAUAAUAUUCUAGACUUACUGUCUAGGAUAAAAUCUGCAGCCUAUCAAAUUUACUUCCUAAGAUAAUCUAUACAUUUUUCCUUCAUCUCUAGGCAAAAUAGACUCCUUUUAAAUGAUAUCAUGUGGCCUAGUAAAGGGAGAAAAUAGUCAAAUAAUGUUGAAAAAUGAAAAGAUUUUGAUUGGAUAGAUCUUAAAUGUAAACAAUUGAGUUCCAGUUAAAUAUAAAAAUAGUAA
Molecule: messenger RNA, 5842 nt
Organism: Sarcophilus harrisii (Tasmanian devil)
Lineage: Eukaryota; Metazoa; Chordata; Mammalia; Dasyuromorphia; Dasyuridae
Gene: AGL
Product: amylo-alpha-1, 6-glucosidase, 4-alpha-glucanotransferase
Exons: 34
Coding region: 361-4962 (1533 amino acids)
Biological process (GO): glycogen catabolic process; glycogen biosynthetic process
Molecular function (GO): amylo-alpha-1,6-glucosidase activity; 4-alpha-glucanotransferase activity
Source: RefSeq, a predicted model, not a curated record